UAGAUGUAUAUUGUUGUAUUCCGCUUGUGAAGAUUCAUUUAAUCACAGGGCCAUGGAGGAGAUAUGCAGAGUUUGCAAUGGAAAGUCCGGAGCUUUCACAAACAUUUUUAAUGAUGGACCCACAUUGGAAACUUGCAUUGCUGACAUGAUAGAGCAGUGUACCGGGUACGAGGUUAGGCGAGGCGAUUUACUACCAGAAAACAUAUGUCCGCCCUGCCUCGAGGAUGCAGUGAGUGCAUUCAAUCUUAAGAUCACCUGUGAGCAGAGCCAUAAACUCCAUUUCCCAGCGAUGGGCGUGAGGACAGAAAAGUAUAAUCUGACUGACAAGGAUUGGUCAGGUAGUCGAAGUGACAAAUCGAACAAUAUGGAAGCUGAUGCAGAAUGUUCACAAGAUACUGGAGCUAAGACGGAUUAUAUCGAACGACCCUACAAAUGCUUCCACUGUUCUCAAUCCUUGCAACAUAAGUCCCAUCUUAGUGAACACAUCCGCACUCACACUGGUGAGCUACCGUAUAGAUGUUCUUACUGCUCAAAGUCCUUUAUAAUAAAAUCCAAACUUGAAAGACACACUCGAACGCACACGGGCGAACGACCCUACCAAUGCUCUCACUGCGCGAAGGCUUUUUCGCACGAUGGAACUCUCCGGAUACACAUCCGUACACAUACGGGUGAACGACCAUACCUAUGUCCCCACUGCCCGAUGUCCUUCACCCAAAAUUCGGAACUCAAAGUACACAUCCGCACUCACACGGGGGAGCGACCUUAUAAUUGUUCCCAGUGCUCCAUGUCAUUCAAGCAACUCGCCCAUCUUCAAAUACACACACGGUCCCACACAGGUGAACGACCGUACCAAUGCUCUCACUGCUCAAAGGCAUUUAAACAAAAUAUCGAACUUAAAGUACACAUCCGCACUCACACGGGGGAGCGACCAUAUACCUGUGCUCACUGUUCGAAAUCAUUCGCCCAUAACGUAUCUCUAAAACGGCACAUACGCGCUCACACGCAGAAAAAUUGUUAAAGUUUAAAAAGUUAGCUUUAAGAUUAAUUUUACAGAAUAUUAAACGUAUCUAACGUCAA
Drosophila miranda is the source of this 1077-nucleotide messenger RNA. RefSeq names its product zinc finger protein 782-like. The transcript has a single exon. Lineage: Eukaryota; Metazoa; Arthropoda; Insecta; Diptera; Drosophilidae. Gene Ontology annotation, cellular component: nucleus. Gene Ontology annotation, biological process: regulation of transcription by RNA polymerase II. Bases 53 to 1018 code for a protein of 321 amino acids. Gene Ontology annotation, molecular function: DNA-binding transcription factor activity, RNA polymerase II-specific; zinc ion binding; RNA polymerase II cis-regulatory region sequence-specific DNA binding. The record is from RefSeq and is a predicted model, not a curated record.